AUGUUUGUCAAUACCAUUAGAUUGACAUCGCAAAGACUUUUGGCGAGGCAAUCAACUGUCGCUGCCGCCGCAUUGCGUGCCACCACCACAACACUACCCUUAAGAUCAUAUUCUCAACCUGCAUCCCUUCAAAACCCCACUAAGUUGACAUGGUCUGAUUUUUUCAAGUUAAGAAAACUACAACAUAGAAUAAAUGUCGGCUCUUCGCUAUUUUCCAUGCUCUUAGGGUGUAACAUCUCAUGGGCUUACCUCUCAACGAUGGAAAUAGACCCAACUCAAUUGCUUUUGGGAUUCGACCCAUUUACUGUAAUCUCUGCCGGGAUAAUCGCCUCUGGUACUCUCGGUUACCUAUUGGGCCCCACAGUUGGUUCGCAAGUGUUUAAACUCUCCCAUGGCAAACAGUUGGUACAGUUUAACGACAAAAAUAAAGAGUUCCUGAAGCAUAUUAUUCAUAACAGGGUCGAUGCCUCUUCCCAAAGUUUCAGUAACCCUGUCCCAGACUAUUACGGUGAGAAGAUUGGCUCUUUAAAGGAGUACAAACAAUGGUUAAGGGACUGUCAUGCCUACGCCAAAAAAGCUAACGAAUUCUUGUAA
This is a messenger RNA of Saccharomyces kudriavzevii IFO 1802, 594 nucleotides long. It is a transcript of the gene PAM17, whose product is annotated as Pam17p. Gene Ontology annotation, biological process: protein import into mitochondrial matrix. Gene Ontology annotation, cellular component: PAM complex, Tim23 associated import motor. The coding region runs from base 1 to 594 and encodes 197 amino acids. The record is from RefSeq and is a predicted model, not a curated record. The transcript has a single exon. Lineage: Eukaryota; Fungi; Ascomycota; Saccharomycetes; Saccharomycetales; Saccharomycetaceae.